AUGGAAUCGGGCGAUACACCUCUGUCAGAGUCAGCCCGGGCUCGCGAUUUUAUCGCAGAGCUCAGUGGUAAGAAUGGUUUCGUCGACAAAAAGUAUUGGGACGAGCUCAGCGAAGCUGGUCGCGCCAAGUUUCAGAGAGCCAUCAGCAGCCUCCAGAGCAAAUUGGAGCCCGCCAUCAAGGCGCUGGCGCAGAGUCUCUACAGCAGUACGGCCCGGUUUGUGUUUGAGCUCUUACAGAAUGCCGAAGACAACAGCUUUGUACACGCCGAAGGCCGCCCGUACGUCUCUUUCCACCUGAGCAAGGAUCGAUUGGUCAUUGAGUGCAACGAAGAUGGCUUCACUACAGCCAAUCUGGAAGCCAUCUGCUCAAUUGGUAAAAGCUCCAAGUUGGCCACUAAGGGAUAUAUUGGCGAAAAGGGCAUCGGCUUCAAGUCGGUAUUCAUGGCGGCAUGGAAGGUACACAUUCAGUCUGGACCCUACUCAUUCUACUUCAAGCAUCUCCCCUCCGAUAGUGGCAUGGGGAUGAUUACUCCAGUUUGGCAGGAGCCCACAGAGGAGCUGCCUCGGUACAUGACCAGAAUGACUCUCGAUCUUCAUACUGAGGGCGACCCUCAAAGCAUCCUAGCUCAGCGACACAGCAUCCGCCAGCAACUCCGCAAGCUCAACGGAAAUAUUCUGCUUUUCAUGAGGAAGCUUGAAGAGAUUCGUAUCAUCAUCGACGAAAACGAGGCCGAGACAUCAACUGUCUUUACCAAAAGCGAGACUGAUGAUAGCAAGGUCAAGAUACUCAAGACAGUGACGCAAGACGAUGGCGACAGUUCGGAGAGCUCCUCGACCCUUUAUCACAUCACCAAACACAAAGUAUACAAUCUCUCUAAAAAUGAGAAUCGCACCUAUUCAGAGGAAGAGGAUCUGUUGAAGGAGUACUCCACUGCCGAAGUCGUCCUGGCGUUCCCUCUCACGCCCGAGUAUGAGCCUGUCAUCGAGUCGCAGGAGGUCUUUGCCUUCUUGCCGGUCCAAACCGCGGGCUUCUCGUUUUUGAUCCAAAGCGACUUCAUGACAAAUGCCAGUCGAGAACACAUCGUCACCACUGCUGCGCGCAACAUUGGUCUCCGUGACGGCAUCUGCAUGGCCUUUAUCCAAGCGGCCUUGGAGUUUUGCAACCACGAGACUCUUCAAUACACCUGGAUGCAGUUCCUUCCCGACAAGGAAAACAAAGUGCACUCUGACUUUUGGUCCGCGUUGGUCACGGAUAUCGAGGCAAAAGUCCGUGAAACGCCACUGAUUCGGCCGGAUAGCGGUGGUCCUUUGCGCCUAAUCACGAGCCUUCGAAAUCCUCGUCCGCUCUUCGUGGACAAGGAAAACAAUCUUCUGCUCAGGGAUCUUACCCCGGAGCUCAGCAUAUCCCGUCGCUAUGGAAGUUCCAGUCUUGCUAUUCUUGAAAAUCUGGGAUUGGUAGGCUUUUAUCGGCAAGACAUCAUUCGCAUGAUCGAUCAAGACCUCCAGUCCCCAGAUUCUUGGCUGAAAUCCAGGGCUGCUGACGCCUUCCUGCAAUCAUUUGUCGCUUGUUUUCUGGAAAUUGCCUAUAAGGAUACGCAUAAUCGCGCGGCAAGAUCCAUGAUUGAGAAGCUACCCAUCAUUCCUUUGCAAGAUGGCCGUUGGCUCGCCGUGACAAGCGAUGAGAAGGUCUUCUUCCCGGACACAGCAGGGCUCACAGUGCCUGAGGACCUUGAAUUCAACCUCGUUGAGGCUUCCGCAGCCUUUCAAUCGGAACGGCGAAGGCUUUUCGAAACCCUUGGUGUUGAAUCGCUUAGCGCCGGCAGUGUUCGGGAGCGAAUCUUCCAAAGGCACAAGUCGUACUUGAAGGGUCCUGGGAAAAGAGUUGAAUUUUACGUACAGCAGCUCAAGUUCCUAUACUCUACACAUGAUCGCAAGACCCAUCAUUUGGACGAUUAUAGCAACGUUCUCCUGAUUGACGAUGGCAUCAUUCAGAAGACGGCUAGCUAUGAUGUCUACCUACCAGACGAUGAUCCCCUCGGACCGCGAGAGCUUCUCAAACCGAUCGAAUGUGACGAAAAGUCCGCUCAAAGAGCUCCAGGUCUCAAAGUCAACUUUAUACAGGAGAUGUAUCUCCAAGGAGUCCCACAGCCCCCGCAGGAAGACUCUCUCACCUGGAGGGACUGGCUUGUCGAAGUCAUAGGCCUGCGACGACUAUUGCGACUCGCUGAUAGGGUCUCAUCGCCUACGGAUCUGUCUCAGGCUUGCUACUAUGUUGCAGAACAUAGGCCAGAGAAGUUUUUUGCUUUUCUGCUUCACCAUUGGCCGCAGGAAGGGGGCCCCAUCAAGGCAAGCGCUGAACUGCAACAGAAACUGAAAAAGACCAAGGUCUUGUGCCAGGGGGGGAGAAUGCUAGAACUCGAAGGGACGUAUCUUCCUUUCCCAGACCUCUUGGCCCAGUCCACUAGGUUCUUGGCGGGGAAAGCCGAAUUUCCGUUUCUUCAGCUUGAGGAACCGAUAGAACGGACAGACUACAGCCUAAACUGGGUUUUCCUGACAGGCAGCCUUGGGGUCCAAAGUACGGACGAUCUUGGAUUCUACUUGAGGAUUCUGCUUGCAUUUGGCACCGUAGACUCCCCGACGGAAGAUGACUGUCGAAGAGUUCUUGAGCUAUACAGUGUUAUCCAUGGCAAUUACCUCCAGACCAUUAUGAAAGAGUUCAGCAAGCAGGUCAUCCAGUCAGUUUUUAAAGCGAACAGCCUCAUCCUAGUCCCUUCUGUGGACGGGAGGGAGUGUACCUGGGCUCUGCUGGCCGAUUGCUUAUGGAAAGGACCUGCGUGCUUGAGAAGCAGGCAUCCCCUCAGAGCACGCAUGAAAAGCUUCUUGGCCGAGUUUGCAAGUCUACCCAACUUGUUUGUUGACAUUCUACAGAUACCAGACUGCGACUAUUCUCACAUCAUGCAUGAGCUGGAAUACCUGAGCGACGACGGGGAUGUGGAACUGGAAAUUGCCUCCGGUUUAUACAAACAGCUCUAUACAAUGUGCAAGAGUCUACCUGCGAAGGUCCAAGAAGAUAUCAAAUCAGUAUUUGUCAACAAAAGCCUCAUCUAUGCCGAAAAGGGGGGUCAUGGAGCCUGGCACCAAGUGUCCAAGUGCCUGUGGGCGAGUGAAACUGAGCUCUCUGGGUGGGCGAUUCUCGAACCCCAUUACAAGGAUUUGUACAAAUUCUUUGUGAAAUUCCUUGGCGUCAAGACUCUCAGCUUAGAGCUGGUCUACGGCGAGCUUGACCGUUUGGGCUCAUCCUCAGACACCACCCGAGACCAGGUUGAGCCUAAUUUUUGGAUUCUUAACUCAUACAUCUCGGAAGGAGCUAUACCUUCAGAUGAAAACAUGCUUCUUGGCAGAAGAAUCUUCCCAGUGCGGUACCCAGAUGGCCAUGUUCAGCUUGAGAAGGCCACCACAGAGUUUGCCAUCGUCGACCGGGUGCAGCUUGGGGAUAUCUUCAAACCUAUGGCGAAAACGUUGGACUUUAACCUCGACCAAGUCCGGAAGCUUGGUCCUACUCUGAGCUGGCUGGGCUUAGGGGCGAGAUACCUUUCGGAAGCAGUCGUGGAAGUUUCCCGGGUUCAAGGAGCUAGCAAGGAGCCGCUGUCAACCUCUGCGCGGAGCAUCAAGCCAAGAGCACAUGCACUCUAUCGCAUUGCGUAUCAUUACAACAGCCCGCGACUCAACGAGGGCGCCCGUGCCCUUUACGAGAUUCUCAAGAACGCCCAAGUCUAUGAAACCGACGGGAUUGCGGCAACGCUCUACAUCAUCCAAGACGAUCGCGAAAGAUCCUACGAAAAGGGCCAAAGUGACCUUCACAUCGAGGAGGAGGAAGGCCAACUCAACAUCUUUGUUCCUCGUGACAAGAGGAACCAAGAGUCAUGCUACGCGAGGAAGCUCCCCUUGGGUCUCUUCAGAUGGCUUAUAACCCCUUCAGACGGGAGUUGGGUAGCACUGAACGAGAAGGGACUCAGAGUCACAGCAAGCAUUCUCAACUCUAGUCGCUUUGUUCUUUCUGAUAUCUUGGAGGAUGAGGGAAUUGCCGCCGGUGAGCUGGAGGACGAUUACGAAGAGGACGAGGAGCCUGAGGAGAUCCAGAAUGUUGAGGGUGCCCAGGCCAUUGAACCUCAUGUUGCUGGGGAGACUCGCGUUGUCGGAAAUGUUGUUGGCUCUUCAGAUCAAGAUCCGAUUGCUACCGCACCAUUGGCCGAAACAGAAGCUGAAGGGACUCCUCAUCUGGAAACCCUCGUUUCAUCACAACUUGCUACGCCGAGCGGACCAGAGGCAAUUCAUGGGCCUUUCUCGAUUCCAAGCCCUGAAAGUCGCGAAGUGGCUACAGGUCUUUCAGUUUCACACCACCCGGCGCGAUCGAGGCGAUUUUCCGGCUCAGACCUUGCCCAGGAAGUCAGCUACACUCAUGCAAGGAGUGAUUUCGCAACCACCGGUCACCGGCCGACAAUCCAGCCAAUUCUUGAUUCGCCUGCCCUGGCCAACCAGGAGACAGCCCGGUAUCAAGCCUUGCUAGAGAGGGUUGUAACAGCCGCUCGGACAACCCCAAGACUCCCAUCCGAGGGGACAUACAACAUGACCGGACUGUCGCAUGCUCUGAAUGAUCUCAUGGGGCAUAACAGCUACGAUGGACUCGAGCGUUUCGCGCGAUUCCGGUCUUCGUCUCAGCAGGAGCGCGACAGGAUGAUAGGUGCGGCUGGCGAACUCUAUGUGUUUGAGCUGUUGAAGAAUCUGAGUCCUAGACUCCCUGGCUUUUCGCUGGCGAACUGGAGGAGCACGAUCCGGAGUUACGUCUCAGUGCAUCCAGAUUACGCCAACAUUCAGCCCUGGAAUCACAAGGAGACCUCAGACAUCGAAUACAGUGACAGCGAAGGCAUUCUGACAGAGUUACUGAUCGACAAUGGGUACUUGGAGAGAGAUAUCUGGGAGCACAAGAGGUCAAAGUAUUAUCUCGAAGUCAAGACAACGACAGGACCAUGCGAAGCUCCCUUUUACAUGAGCAAGAGCCAAUACAGAUUGAUACACGAGUGUCAAGAUAGCAUGGACAAGAUUUACGUGGUAUUCCGUGUCUAUGAGGUCGAGAAAGCUGCGGCGCAGUUGAGAGUCUAUGUUAACCCGGCAAGGUUGGAGGAUACGGGACGUCUCAUUUACACCGCCGAGACAUGGUCUGUGAGGCCUGGUGCAGGAGCCUAG
Fusarium vanettenii 77-13-4 is the source of this 5244-nucleotide messenger RNA. RefSeq lists its product as uncharacterized. The record is from RefSeq and is a predicted model, not a curated record. Bases 1 to 5244 code for a protein of 1747 amino acids. NCBI's taxonomy places the organism in Eukaryota, Fungi, Ascomycota, Sordariomycetes, Hypocreales, Nectriaceae. The transcript is spliced from 7 exons.